CUUACCUACCUUUACAGUGCAACGGUAAAGAAAGAUUUCACUAAUUCAAAAGGGGAGAUACAAAUCAAGAGUGUUUAACUACUCACAAAUUCAAAUCCAAAAUAUACCCAAAUGCCCCUACAUCUUUCCUCUCCCUACAUUCCAGAUGGCGCUACUCACACUCGCUCUUCUCCCCCAUUCCGCCAUUUGAAAUGGCCGAAUGGCCUCCAUAUAUAACAAAAACUACUUCAGUAAAUGUGAAGACAAAAGUCUCAAAUGGUGGAUCCCUCUUUUGUUGACAAAUGAAGCAUUAACUAAGGAGUUAAUGCACCUGCUUCUUUUCUUCCUUCAAUUAAAUGAGCCACCAACUUUCUUCUUCAAUAAAUGUUCACCGAAAUGCUUAACCAAAAGCCAUAAAACAAGUCUCCAUAUCUUUAUGGUUUGUGCCUUUGCUUAAAACAAAGCAUACAAAUUGAGAGAGAACAAAACACAUAAUCAACAUGAUUUGGGGGCGUACUUGAUUUGUGAAAUACAAGGCAAUAUUCAACACGGUCGCCGGUCGGCAACAACAAACAAAACAGUUGUUGACAAAAACUGUUUUGUGAGAGAGAUAAGAGAGUGAGAGAGACGAUUUUGUGAGAGCUGAAACGAGAGAGAGACGAACGGCGGAGAGGAGGUACCGGUGAAAGCAAGGAUGUCAUCCUCCAAGGUACGUGACACGGAAUGGGAGGCCUAAGAAUGAAAAUAAUCCUACAAUGUGUAGAGUACAUUACAAGAUAACAGGUUUGAGUGAGAAAACGCGGAAAGAGCCAGCCAAGGAAAGCACAAGUACUUGUUGAGAAACGAUACUGGUUUUCGGUGAUAGAAACGAGAGAAAAUUAAGUAAGCAUAUGUCUAACUCGGGCCUGACCGCCGGAAUCAUGAAUUUGUAUGAUCAAUGGAACAUCCAAGGUUUCGUUAUCUUAAGUCUCUGGUUACAGACCAUUCUAAUUCUGUUUGCACCACUCAAAAAGCGAACAAGAAAUGUGAUAGUAGUGUUGCUGAGCUUGCUAGCUUACUUGGUGGCUGAUUGGGCUGUUAGCGUUGCAGUGGGACUUAUUACCUACAGUCAAAAAGAGGUUCGUGAUCAUCAUGAUUCUCAGAAAUUCCCUAAUGAUGAUUAUGUUGGCAUUCUGGCGUUUUGGGCUCCUUUUCUUUUGUUACACCAUUUACCCGAACAGGAUAAUGCCGGCCUUUGGCAAAGGCAAUUCAUUGGGCUCCUAAACCGGGUUUUUAAUGGUUUAACUGUCUUCAGGCAAUCCCUUCCCAGAAACAAGUUAUCGGUUCCUACUAUCCUUCUGUUUGUCGCUGGAACCCUCAAGUAUGGUGAGCGAACAUAUGCUUUAUUUCAAGCAAACCUGAAUAAACUCAGGGAAUCCAUGCUUAGAGCACCUGACCCAGGGCCCAACUAUGCAAAGAUCAUGGAGGUAUACUAUGGGCGGAAAGCGGCCAAACUCCCAAUUGAUAUAGAAUUGAUAAGAGAUACCAUGCGGAUUGCACCUUAUGCAGUAGAUGAAGACAGGCUAGAUGAGCUUGCGGCGGUGAGACAUGCUUAUCACUUCUUUGAAAUCUUCAAGGGUCUCAUCUUGGAUCUCAUCUUAAGUUUCCGCGAACGUGAGGAGAGCCGACAGUUUUUUUAUAGGAGAACCCCAAGAGAUGCCUUUAAUGUGAUAGCAAUUGAACUCAACUUCAUGUAUGAGGUUUUCUAUACGAAGGCUGUUGUGGUGCAUUUAAUGUUUGGACACCUUGUUGUUCGGUUGAUAUCUUGGUGUGCGGUUGUGGCAGCCCUUUCAAUCUUCUGUACAAUAGAUAAGCAUAAUUUCCGCAAGAUUGACGUUGAAAUUAGCUAUACCUUGUUCUUUGGUGCCAUAGGCUUGGAUACAAUUACUCUCUUUAAGUUGGCUUUCUCUGAUUGGACUGCUGCUUCCAUCCAGAGCUUGUCGACAGAAAAUAGAUGGAAAAAAUUCUGGAAAGCUUCUAUAUACAGAUGCUUCCUCCCUCUCCACAAAUACUUUCUCAUUCUCAAGAAGAUAAACUGGUGCGAAAAUACAGAAUCAAUAAGGUGGCUGGGACGAGCUAGACAAUUCCUAUUCCGGAGGUGGUCUGAAUCUCUACAUCAAUACAACUUGAUAGAAUAUUGUUUGAAAGACCGUUUUGAACGUAUAUGGAUUUAUCCCAUUGUGGAAUUGGGUCUUAAGGAUUUCUAUGAUUGGAUGACUUACGUUUCCAAGAAACCAUUUACAAAAGAGCUAUGGGUUUUCAUCUUUGGUCAGCUGGAAAAGAAAUCCAAACUUGCAGAUGAUCCUGACACUGCGAAGAGGAUAUGUUCAGCUCGAGGGGCUUGGGUUCUACAAGUUAGUAAUUGUAGUAAGUUGAUGUCUUAUGUUGUUGAUGUUGAUUAUGAUCAGAGCCUUCUAAUUUGGCAUGUUGCUACAGAACUCUGCUAUAGUACUACGGAUGAAGUCAACAACAGUGGCCCUAAUCAUCGUGAAUUCUGUAAGAUCCUCUCGGAUUAUAUGCUAUAUCUUCUAGUUAUGCAGCCUACUAUGAUGUCUGCUGUAGCAGGUCUUGGCCAAAUAAGAUUUCGCGAUACCUGUGCCGAGGCCAAAAAAUUCUUCAAAAGAAAGGUUCCACAACAAGGAGGACUAGAAGAACAUAAAAUGGCAUGUGAAAUGAUCCUUCGAGUAAAUACUGAUAUCAGACCUGUUGAUUUAAAGGGUGACAGAAGCAAAUCUGUGCUUUUUGAUGCAUGUAUUCUCGCCAAAAAUCUAGAAGAGUUGAAGGGAGAGAAAUGGCAGCUAAUGUGUGAAGUGUGGGUUGAAUUGUUGUCUUAUGCUGCAAGCCAUUGCAGGGCCACUGAUCAUGUUGCUCAACUAAGCAAAGGAGGAGAGCUUAUCACAUUUGUCUGGUUAUUAAUGGCUCAUUUUGGCUUAGGGGAUCACUUCGAAUUAAAUGAGGGCCAUACAACAGCAAAACUGAUUAUGGGUAAGUAAACUGAAUCGACUAGGUUAAUCCAAUGGCUUCAUUUCUGUGUAGAAUUAUUAUUAUUAUUAUUUUUAAUUUGGAGGAUUGGGCAGAAUAUUUUGUUGUGCCUUUAUUUCCUUCCAUUAGGAAUGGAGAUGUUUGUGAUGUAUGCAAGAUAUUUUGUAUAUCUUGCACUCCUGCAGCUAAGUUUAACUUCAAUCAAAUGCUUCUCAUCAGAGCAUGAAUUUGUAAUUGGUUGUGACUGUUUAGUGG
This is a messenger RNA of Corylus avellana, 3255 nucleotides long. The record is from RefSeq and is a predicted model, not a curated record. NCBI's taxonomy places the organism in Eukaryota, Viridiplantae, Streptophyta, Magnoliopsida, Fagales, Betulaceae.